Metopolophium dirhodum (rose-grain aphid) is the source of this 6444-nucleotide messenger RNA. RefSeq names its product probable nuclear hormone receptor HR3. Gene Ontology annotation, molecular function: RNA polymerase II cis-regulatory region sequence-specific DNA binding; nuclear receptor activity; zinc ion binding. Gene Ontology annotation, cellular component: nucleus. Gene Ontology annotation, biological process: regulation of transcription by RNA polymerase II. The transcript has 9 exons. Bases 1002 to 3437 code for a protein of 811 amino acids. NCBI's taxonomy places the organism in Eukaryota, Metazoa, Arthropoda, Insecta, Hemiptera, Aphididae. The record is from RefSeq and is a predicted model, not a curated record.
ACUCAGUCACUGUACUCGGCGGUUAGUUAGUGAGCGAGUGCCGUCCGACGUAUUGGUUCUGUGUGUUGCGUGCCGUACGUGCAUUGCCGCCGUCCAAAAACGUAUCGUUUUCGCGUGUGCGUAAUAUACUCGACUUUUUCGAUAUACGCACGUAUCAUAAUAUUAUCAUCGCCACCGCGUAUUAACCUUUUUUUACGAUAUUAUUGCAAUCGAGAAUAUUUAUUUAUUUUUGCACAUGAAAUAUUAUAUAUUAUAUUUUUCAUUAUUUUUGCAAUAUAUUAUAAAUUUAUAAUAUAUAAAUCUAGGUAUAUAAAUCGUUACCGUAUAUUAUAGAGCACACGCUUGUACCACUGUAGUAAUAUUGUACCGCACGCUCGUCGCCGUUUCGCGUCGUCCCGUCGUAACCUUUCGCCGUCAUUCGCACGUCCCGGACGGAUUCGCCGCAGUACCAUAUUAAUAUUAUUAUUAUGCAGUUGGCGCCGCCGUGCGCACGAUAACACCGACAGAUAACGGCGGAAACCCGUCUGGUAUAUAGUGUCGUCCGGUCGUAGGGUAGCGAUUUACGCAACGGUGCAAUAAAUAGUAGCAUUGAUUAUAAAUAGUAUUUAUAAUCAAUGAUAGUAGUAAUAUUUACAGUAAUAUAAUAACUACCGACGGCGAUCAUCGCUGUCGCUGGACGACGCGGGAAAAGGACGAUACGCGUGAGGAUUGUCGGACGAUGACCACCACCGCUGACAACACCGACGAAGACGAUUGCCGACUGGCGCACCACCACCGGCAGUGACUCGUCUCCUGGACGGUAUACCACCAGCGCAUAUAGCGAUAUCGCUUACGACAGACCGUGUACAUCACUAUCAUCGUCAUCAUCGUUAUCGGUAAAAACCGCACGCGGUUCAGAUGUCGGCUGGCGCCACCGGUUCGUAGGCGAUGUCAAACGACACGUGAUCGACAGUCGCAAUCGACCGCGACAACCACAGUCAUUGUCAACGACGGCAUAAUAAAUGUCUUCGUCGUCGCCCAUAUCGUCUUCGUCGCCAUCGCCGUCGCCGUACUACCACCAUCAACAGCAGCAACAGCAACAGCAACAUCAACAGCAACAGCAACAACAGCAAUAUAACAAUCACCAUCAGCAGCAGCUCCAACACCACCUGCAGCAACAACACCUGCACGCGGGAGGCUCGUCGGCGGCAGCCAACGCGGCCGUCAACAGCAUUCUGCUAUCGCCGUCGGCAGGUGCCGGCGUGACGUCCGUCGGACUGUCGCCAUCGCAGGGCGUCGGCGGCGGCGUCGUUGGAGACAUGCAGCAGCAGCAGCAGCAGCAACAGGCCUCGACGGUAGCGAGUGCGGUAGCGGCCACGACCACUUCGCUGUUGCAACAGUGCUGUUCGCCGCCACCAUCGUCGGGAUCGUCGUCCAGCGUUGUGUUGAGAAAAGCUCAAAUCGAGAUCAUACCGUGCAAGGUGUGCGGCGACAAGUCCAGCGGCGUCCACUACGGCGUGAUCACGUGCGAGGGCUGCAAAGGAUUCUUCCGGCGGUCGCAGUCGUCAGUGGUCAACUAUCAGUGCCCGCGCAACAAGAAUUGCGUGGUGGACCGCGUAAAUAGAAACCGGUGCCAGUACUGCCGGCUCCAGAAAUGCCUUCGGCUGGGCAUGUCCCGUGACGCGGUCAAGUUCGGGCGCAUGAGCAAGAAGCAGCGAGAAAAGGUCGAAGACGAAGUGCGCUUCCACAGGGCGCAGAUGCGUUCGACAGCAGCUGCCGCAGCUGCGGCCGCUGCUGCAGCGGUGGCCGCGCAGGCCACAGCCAUCGACUGCUGUUCGACUACGACCGGCGUUGGCAGCGGUGGUGGUACCGCGGCCGUAGCCGCUGACUCGUCAGUGUUCGAUCACGACCAGCACGGGCAGCAGCACGGGCACGGGCAACAGCAACAGCAGCAGAUGCCCUCUAGCACCGCCGACCAUGGGUUGCGCUUACACCAACUACACAGUGGGGGAGGACAUCUCUCGCAACACCACCAUCAGCAGCAGCAGCAACAGCAGCAGCAACAACAACAGCAACAGCAGCAGCUACAGCAACAGCAACAGCAACAACAGCACCAGCAACACCAGCUCCACGGCCAGCAGCAACAAUUUAACAUAAACAGCAAUGUGCAGCAGGCUUACGCCGCGGCCGCAGCUGCAGCCGCCGCAGCAGCAGCAGCCGCCGCGGCCGGCGGUGGCGUUAAUGGAGCCAACGGUGGCACAGGAGUCGGAUAUGGAGGUGGCGGAUACAACAGCACCGGUGGAACGAACGCGGCCGCAGCAGCCGCGUCGCUUGUAGUGGACACGUUUGCGGCAUACGCGGCAGCGGCCACCUCGUCAGCGGUGCAAGCCGGCGCGAGCGGUUCCGUGCCGCCCCCUUACGACACGGCGGCAACGAGCAGCAACUACGUAGCGGACAGCACGACACCGGCAGCGUCAAGCACGACGCCGUCGACGGCCGCGGCCACGUCCACGUACGGCGGCGACAUGGAAGUGUCGUCGGUGGCGGCCGUUGCGUCUGGAGCACAGGACAACUUGAUGGCCGGCGUUUCCGGUUCUACGGCCGCUGUUUCUUCGGCAGACGCCGUACAGAUCAGUGAGCUGUUGAGCAAGACCAUCGCAGACGCGCACGCUCGCACGUGUUUCUACACGCUCGACCAGAUACACGAUGGCAUGUACCGAACGGCCACCAUGGCGGCGGCCAACAAGACGACUGCCGACAAAUUGAUAAUGUACAAGACCAUGCCUCACGAGGAGCUGUGGUUGGAGUGUGCGCAAAAGUUGACGUCAGUCAUUCAGCAGAUUAUUGAGUUUGCGAAAAUGGUGCCCGGCUUCAUGAAACUAUCGCAAGACGACCAGAUCGUGCUACUCAAAGCGGGAAGUUUCGAGUUGGCAGUGUUAAGGAUGUCCCGACAUUAUGACCUACACCGAGACUGCGUCUACUACGCAGAUGCCCUGUUGCCAGCCGACGCGUUUUACACGCAAGACACAGUCGAAAAGAAACUGGUCUCGUUGGCUUUCGAAGUGAGCCGUUCCGUGGCUUCGUUGAAACUUACUGAAACCGAGCUGGCCCUGUACUCGGCCGUCGUGUUGCUGUCGCCAGACCGGCAAGGCUUGAAAGGCACCGUGGAGAUCGGUCGCCUUAGACAGGCCAUUCUGCGUGCUCUGCGCAUGGAGCUCGACCAUAGGACCGCGGGUGGCAAAAAUGCCACCACCGUCGAUCUGCAACAUCAGCAGCAGCAUCAUCAACAGCAGCAACAGCAGCAGAAUCAAGUGUGCGAUGCUCUCAUACAAAAGAUCCCGAUACUCAGGCAACUGGGAAUGCUGCACAUGGAAGCGUUGGCCAAGUUGCGACGUACGGUGCCGCACUUGGAGUUCCCUGCCCUACACAAGGAACUGUUCUCGGUCGACGGCAGUUGAUCUGAGGAGGAGGGCUGCGACGACGACGACGACGAUAACGACGGCGGCGGCGGCAGUGGUGGCGGAAGCGGUGGUUGCGGCGGUGGCGGUGACGACUCGGCGAAGGACUCAUCUACGAUCGUCAUCGCGUCGGUGAUCUCUUUGGCUGGCGAACUGGAAUAAGAGCUGCAGCAGCAGUAAUGAGCAAAGUCGUCGCAGACGGGCUGUGUACCAUAUUAUACUAUAUUAUAUUAUUAGUAUAUUAUAUUUUAAUAUAAAAAGAAAACUUAAAAUGAAAAAAAAUAAUUUUUUUUUAAAUUGCAAAAUCUCGCGAGAUCACACACCGCCGUCGCAUAUUUAAUAUAUUCUAUUAUAUAUUAUAUAUAGUGUUGUUUUGUUACAAGGUAGUGUCUCAUAUUAUAUAUCGCGUGUUUACGAAAUAGAAUAUUGAUAUUAUUAUUAUUAUUAUUAUUAUUACUAUUAUUACUAUUGUUGUUGUUAUAUAGUAUUUUUAUAUAUAUAUAUACGGGACAUAAAUCCCCUGCAGGUACGUAAUGGAUAGGUAUAACAAUCAUGUACAAUUAUGUUUGUGUGAAUAUUUUCCCUGUCUGAAAUGUUUAAGAGCGUCGCUUGUAAAAAACGGUUUCCAUCGCGGAAGGAGAUGUGUGUGUGUGUUGAAGAAGAGAGCUUAUUCUCGUUGUAGUCGUCUUGCGUCUAUGUUUGGCGCGCGUGUGUGUGUGUGUGUGUGUGCGUGUGUGUGUGUGACCGAGUGAGUGGACGAAAGAUUUCGUUGUUGUUGUCUCUGUUAAUCUUCGGAUCGAGCGUUGUUUGUUUAGGUACGUACGUUAAUCGUAGUCGACGACGAUCGUACACGUACUGCACACGUCGCGUUCACACGUUAUAUAAUAAUAUAAAUCAAUAAAAUGAAGUAUAGUACAUACAAUAAAUUAUAUUAUAUUACAGCGCGUAAUUGUAACGUCUACCGUCGGCGUGUAUCGCGGCACAUAUUGUUUUUUGUACUAUUUAUCGUUAUAUUAGGGAAAAGAAAAAAUUUAUGAAAGAAUUUCAUUUUUAAUCAGCGUACUUAGGUACCACGCGUGUUACACUUUUUUCGUCGUCGUCGUCGUCGUCGUAGUUGUAAAUAAUAGUAUUUAGUGUGUGUUCUAUGUGCGCCGCUAUAAUGACAUAUUAUAUAUUGUAUAAAAUUAUUAUGAUUAGAAUACGUAUAUUAUUAAUUAUAAUAAUAAUAAUAUAUAUUGCUAUCGUGUUAAAGAAAUGGGUGGGGGGGGGGGAAUAGUGCCGGCGGCCGAGGAGGGUUUUAUUCAUCAUUAUUGUUUAUAUUUUUUGUUCUAUCGAAAACUCGUUAAUAUUUUCUAUGUAUAAAUUGUACGAAAAACUGAGGAAAAUAAAUCUAAUUAAUAUAAACUCACUCUACACACUCGACGUCACGUCAUAUUAUUGUAUUGAACACACACACACACACACUUGUAUAGCUGUCGCUAUCGUACCUAUGUAUAAUAAUAUGAUAUCGAAUAAAUUUCACGCGCGAUAUAAUAAAUAUUAUUGUAUCAUAUUUUUUACACGUGUUUAGGUACGAUAUUUUAUAGAUAUUAUACUGACUAUUAUUACGUGUAAAAUAUUAUAACUUUGUGUAGAUAGAUAAAUAUACAUAGAUAGGCAUAUAUAUUAUUAUAAAAUGUGGCCGCCGCCACUUCGCGUUUAAAUAUAAGUAAUAAUAAUUAUUAUUAUUAUUAUUAUUUUUAUUAUUAUUAUAUUAUGUGUUACGUGUUUUUGUGUUUUGUAUAAAUUAUAAUGUAUAAGAGUCGUCGUCGUCAUCUACUACAAUACUCUUAUAUUAUUUUUUUCUCUAAGCGACUUAACAUAUUAUUAUGUAUAUAAUAUAUACGAUAACUUAAGCUAUAUAUACAUUGAAUAUCAUGUGUUUAAAAUAGUGGUGACACAGCAAAAAGUUGUAGCACAUAUUAUUAUAAUAUAUUAUGUAUGUAUUUUAUUCGUAAGUCGUUCGACGACGACGAUUAUGGCACCGGCUGCGUAUUUUUAUUUAUGUAUACGUGUAAUAUAUGAAUAUAUCAUAUAAAAUAUUAUAAUACGCGGAUAGUUUUAAUUUGUUUUCGUUAAUAUUAUUAUUAUAAAAAUGAAUAGGAAAUUUAACGUGAUGUGGGGUAAUUAUAUUGUGAAAUUAAUCGAUAAGAAGACGGAGUGAAAAUGUGUAAAAUACGAUUUUUAAUAUUUAAAGAGUAUAAUAUUAUAUAACAUAUAUAAUUAAAUUGGUAUAUAUAUACAUAGUAUAUAUUACGAUAGUUUUUUACGAUAAAAAAACGAUAUAUUGUUUUUUUUAUAAUUAUUAUUAUUAUUUUUUGCGCCCGCCCGCAAUUUUAUGAAUUUUAUUAAACUUUGUCAUUUUAUUAUUAGAUAAGAAUAUUAUAUAUUAUAUAAUUAUAUGAAAAACAAACAAAAUAUUUUUAUGUUGUAUACCGCAACAGUCAAGUAAAACACGCGCACAUAAUAAUAUAUCAUUUUAUUGUAUAUUUUUUAAAUUACGUUUAUCGUUUGUUCUCGUAUCUUAUGUAAUAGCAACUGAUAUAAAUUUAUAUAUAUAUAUAUAUAAAUAUUAUCAUUGGUCUUAGAUAGUAAUUAUCAUCAUCUAUAAUCAAUGAUAUUAUGUUUGUCACCUCAUCCUCGUCCUCUUCCGAAACGCGUAUAUUAUAAUAUAGGUACCUAUAUAUUAUAAUUAUAUAGGUACACUCGUUGUGUUUCAGUUAUAUUUUUUUUUUAUUUCUUUUCGUUUUCCACUACUACUAGAAAAGGUGCUCCGUGUUAUUAUUAUUAUUAUUAUUGUUAUUAAUUAAUUAAUUAUUAUCGCUUAUUAUUAUUAUUAUUAUUAUUAUUAUUAUUAUUAUUAUUAUUAUUAUUGUUUAACGAGAGAUAAUAUUAUAAAACAACAAAAAUAUAUAAAUAUAUGUAUAUAUAUAUAUAUUUAUAUAGAUAUAUAUACGCAUGUAGAUUA